AUGCGAUGUAAACACAAACUAUCUCAGUCUGUUCAUAUCUAUCUAUCUAUCUAUCUAUCUAUCUAUCUAUCUAUCUAUAUCAGUCUCGAGCAGAAUCUAUGCUAUGUAAAUACACCCUACGCCCUUGAAACCGGCUGCCGCUCACGUGGGGGCCCAAAGAAACAAUUCCGAGACUAUCUUAAGCGUGCUCUUAUCUCUUGCAACAUUGAUCCGACAGAAUUAGAGAACCUCGCAAGGGAUCGGACCCGCUGGCGGUCUCUCUACGUCACUGGAGUGGCGCACUUCGUGAAGGAGAGACGAGGAGCGCUCGAGGGGACGCGACGCCAGUGUCAUCUGCAACUUGCCAAUCGCGCAUCGAGCGCUAUCUUUCUUGGCAACUCACAGAAGACGGACGGAGAUAGAAGAACAGCGUCGUCGUCAGCAAUGACCGACAGCCUUAAGCAAACACAAGCAUUGUAG
Messenger RNA from Acanthosepion pharaonis, 459 nucleotides. NCBI's taxonomy places the organism in Eukaryota, Metazoa, Mollusca, Cephalopoda, Sepiida, Sepiidae. The record is from the annotation of a GenBank genome assembly.